Gopherus evgoodei (Goodes thornscrub tortoise) is the source of this 4396-nucleotide messenger RNA. It is a transcript of the gene OFD1, whose product is annotated as OFD1 centriole and centriolar satellite protein. Bases 411 to 3500 code for a protein of 1029 amino acids. Gene Ontology annotation, cellular component: centrosome; ciliary basal body. The transcript has 23 exons. Gene Ontology annotation, molecular function: protein binding. Gene Ontology annotation, biological process: epithelial cilium movement involved in determination of left/right asymmetry. The record is from RefSeq and is a predicted model, not a curated record. Lineage: Eukaryota; Metazoa; Chordata; Testudines; Testudinidae.
GCCAGGGGUUGAGCAGUGAACUCCCCUGGCAAACUGGAAAGUUGGUGCUUGUAGCUCCAGCCCCGGAGUUGGUGCCUAUAUAAGGAGGCACACAUUAAUUUCUGAAGAGCCACAAGUGGCUCCGGAGCUACAGGCUGGCCAGCCAUGCAAUAGCGCAAAGCAAAAGGGAGCACUGCCUGUUUGCAAUCUUGCCAGUUUCCAAGGUGAAAGUUGCUACCUGCUCUACCUUCCCCGCCCAUGCCAAUUUCCAUCUUUUCACAGCCACGUGUGCCUGUUCCCUUGAAGGCUCCGCUCUCCGCGAAAGCUGCAGGAAAGACUCGCGCUCCCGGGACUGAGGGGAGGAUUACCGAGCAGCUGACACCCACCCGGGGAACGGAGGCAGAGAGAGGGGGCUUCGGAGGGAGCUCAGGAUGGCUUCUUCUGAAUUUCAAGCGUUGUCCCAAGAUGAACUCCGGAAAAGACUUUAUCAGACAUUUAAGAACCGAGGUGUUUUGGACACACUUAAGACGCAGCUCCGAAACCAGCUAAUCCAUGAACUGAUGCAUCCUAUUUUAAGUGGAGAACUUCAGCCACAACCAGUGUCCAGUGAAGGCAGUUCAUUGUUAAUUGGAGCUUCCAACAGCCUGGUGGCAGAUCACCUGCGCAGUUGUGGCUAUGAAUAUUCACUUUCUGUUUUCUAUCCAGAAAGUGGAUUAGAAAAGGAGAAGGUGUUUACUAUGCAAGAUCUUCUGCAACUAAUUAGGAUCCAUCCAAAAUCCAGUCUUUAUAAGUCAUUGACUUCAGGAGCACAAAAAGAGAACAAAAAAGGUUUUCUUAUACAGAUGUUAAUGGAGCUGACAGAGCAUCACCUAUGUAAGGAAAGUCGCAACACAGAAACUCAGACAAUCUCAAUACCUUCUUAUAGAGAAUCUCUUGUUGAGAAACUUCAGCUGAUUGAUGAACAGUUUGCAGACAUUUAUCCCCAGCAUCAGAAAUUUGAGUCUUUAGAAGUGAAACUCAUUGAAUAUCGAAAAGAAAUAGAGGACCAGCUUCAAGCAGAAAUGUCUGCAAAGUUACAACAUUUCAAAGAGGUUGAAAUAGCAAAGAUCAGAAUGGAAGAGAAAGCACAAUGCCAGAAAGAAGUUUCUGAUUUGCAUCGAGAGUUUGAAAGGACAAACCAAGCCAAGUCUGAGGCUCUGAUUGCUCGUGAAAAGAAUGCUAUUGAAAGACUUCAAAAACAACAGGAGAUUGAAGCAAAGGAGGUUUAUACACAAAGACAAAGUCUGCUGAAAGAUAUUGAAAUGAUAAGAACCAGAGAGGCAGAACUGAAGCAAAGAAUUGAAAGUUUUGAACUUGCUCAGAAACUUCAAGAAGAAAAAAAUAAAGCUGUUGAUGAUGCACUGCGACGUCGGGAGAUAGCUGUGAAGAACAUUGAGGAGACUUACGACCAAAAGCUUAAGAAUGAACUCCUGAAAUAUCAACUCGAGUUGAAGGAAGAAUAUAUAGCCAGAACCACUAGGGUUACUGAAGAUGAGAAAAAGAAUAAAGAGAAGGCUAUACUUCUGCGUGAAGAAGCCAUUGCUGUUAAUUCAAAGAAGGAAGAACUCAAACAAGUUGUAUCACACGCAAAAGAACUGGAGCUGGAGCUGGAUUCAGUAAAGGCGCAGGUGCUAUUGGUAAACAAACAGAAUCAGUUGUUGACAGAAAAAUUGAAAGAGAUUGCGGACUAUCCCUUGUUAAAGGAAGAGAAAUUGGAGCUUCAGGUGCAAAAUAAACUACUUAAACAACAACUGGAGGAGACUCGUAAUGAAAACCUGCAUUUCCGAGACAAGUUAACUCAGCCAUCAGCUGAACAUGUAGCCUGCCAGGCAGAAUUGAGGAGAGUUGAACAUGCUAAAAAGCUGGAACAGGAUGAGUUUGAAACCCGUAAACAACUUCUGGAAAAGCAACUGCAAAGUGAGGUUGAACGUUGUGGACAAUUAAAGAUCCAGCUGUUAGACUAUGAAACUACUAUCAGAAAGCUACACGUACAGGUUGAAGAUUUGAAAUUGCAGCUGAAGCAGACACAGACAGUUCUAGAGAAUGAAGUGUAUCGGAAUCCCAAGCCUUCUCUUGUUGAUCGUUCUGUCAUUGACUUCACUGGUGAUAGGAUUGUACCUCAUGACAUUUAUGUAGAUGGUGCUUUCUUGAAGAACCGGGCUGUUACUGAUAUUGUUGUGGCAGAUGAUGUACCAAACGUUGGUUAUCGCCAGCAUUCACGGAACUGCAACUCUUCUCCAGAUUCUGACCUUGAAUUUGUCGCCAAAACCAAAGCUAGGAUAAAAGAACUAGAAAAAGAGGCAGAGUAUUUGGAAGAGGCCUACAGAAAUUACCAGCAUAGAGUCAUUCAAGGUGCAGUUGCAAGCAGGACACCAACAAAGACUAAGUCCCCUCUACCUUUACGAAAUGCUGUUAGAUUCCCUUUGGCUUCUCAACACAGAGUUAUGUUUGUAGAAGACAACCUUGGCUCUCAGCAUUUCUCUCUUAGUAAUCCGAGAGGCCCAAGAUAUGUGACACCUGGACAUGAUGAUGUCUUGAAAAAUCAUCUAACUACUCCCCGAAGAAGAGUCUCUUCCUCCAGACGUCUUUCUUCUACUCCUCUUUCCAAAGUGGAGAGAAACAACAAUAGCCAUAUACUUCCAGAAGAUAGCAGCGAGUCGUACCUAGUCUCUUCCCAACAGAGUGUCGACCAGCCUCUUUCUCCUAUUUUGAGGACAGGCCAUCUUUCAUCUUCUGAGUCUGCUCCUUCCUCUCCAGCCGGUCAUGGACAAAAAUUGAGUCUUCAUGAACAGCAAGCUGAUAAUCAGGACUUCAAUGACUCUUCAAAGCCAGAGAAGCUAGCAUAUGAGGACCUCGAAGAACAUAAUUCUUCUCUUAAGUAUCAAGGGGACAUUCCAGAGCAGCUCGAAAGUGAUGUGUCACAUCCAUCGGGAGACAGCAUCAAUGGGAGCAAUGUCACAAAUGCUGUGCCAGCAACAGCCACUUCACAGCAGGAUUUAACAGUGGUUGAUCAAAGCCAGUCUGAAGAACAGAAAAGAGAAGAAAAUGAGAAAAAAUGGGCAGAAGAAAGGAGACAAAGAGACGAAAGAAGGCAGAGAGAAAGGCAGGAAGCACUGGAAAGAGAGGAAAGAGAACUAGAAAAACUGAAUGAAGAAAUGAAGUUGAUCCAAGAUUCGUUGAAAAGUGAAGAAGAAGAAGAAGACAAGAAGACAGACCGUGAAGUGGAAGAGUCAGAAAUCAGUAAUCCUGAUGCAGAAGACAAUCUGUGUGACCCUCGUCCUAAUCCACUAGAAAAAUACAUGAAACUGAUACAGCAGAGCAGAGAGCAGGAGCUGACAGACAAGAGCUCCAAAAAAGAGGAAGUGGAAGAAGUAUCACUGAUAGAGAGACUUCUGUCUAGUGAAAAAGAUGACAGGUCAGGCUGGAUACAAUUGUUAUUUAAAGCUAAGUGCUGCAGGCGUCUCUCAUGGAGAACUGGAUGAAGACUUCUGGUGAAUAGCAGCUAUUAUCUCCUAAUGACCAGCACCUUGGAAGAUGGUGUGAAGUUAUGUAAAACAGUCACUACACCACCAGAACUGAAUAUUUUCAUGCACAAUGGUUUCAGCUGAGGAUCAGAAUUAAAGUUUAACAUGUUCAUAUUAAAAAAAAUUAGCCUUUUACAAAGAAAGACAUUAUCCCAAAUGAGUAAUUUUAGACAAAUCUACUGUGACUGAUAGUACUAACAGCUGCUAAAACCAUAAGUGCAUGGCCUAACCUGUGUGUUUUAAGCUUUCCCAUAUCUUCACAAAAUAUUCUAGGAAUCACUGCAGCCUGUUGAUCAGAAAGUAUGUUUGUUUUCGUAUUCAUGAAAAAGCUCUGGGCUGUGACUGAAAAGCAAAGGUGCCUAUUCUAUUAGGAUGUAAAGCAGUUCAACAUUUUUUCAGAUAAAUUAAGUGACUUUUAAAAAAUACAAUCCUGCCUUAAGAGAAGAGUUUUUUUAAAGAUUAAAUGAAAAUUCAAACAAAGUAGAUUUGAAAGUGAGUGUCUUUUCCAGCAUGCUUAUAUUGCUGGUUUCACAAAUGGCAUGUCAAGAUGACUAUCUGCGAGACAAGGACUCAGAUACCAAUUAUGAUUAAAAAUUUUAAUGCAUUCUGAUUGAUAGAUACCUGAUAACUGUUUCUUGUUAAGUACUUUUCUAAAGCAGCAGCAAGAGGCGAGGCGGGGGGGGGGAGAAAAAUACACUUUAAAAGGUGAGCUUCUUACUGUUUCGCUGCUGGUAUCUUAAGUAUUCCAUAGGAGAGAGGGUACGAGCACGACUGUCAUAAUCCUCUACAUUUUUUUAGGUUUGCAUUUUAGACUGUUCUGGUAUUUUAUAAUAAAAUGUGUCACCUGUGCUCUG